UAGAAAUAGUUGUUGGUGGUGGGUGACCUUUGAGGGUUUUGAAAGGCUAAUAUUUGAGUCCAAACAUUUCUCUCAAUGGUCGUGUCUUUUCCGGUUACUCUUGCGACCCUGUGAUGUCACUCAUAUUUAGUAUAGUACUCUUAGGCAGAGACUAGAGAGGGAAGGGUUUCUGAGUUUGAGUUUUCAGAUGAACAAUCAAGUACUCAAAAUGUCAUCUACAAUUGCAUGCGGCGGUACUUCCAAAUUUAUGGCACCACUAUCAUUACCACAAUCUUUUAACAGCUUCGCCAUUACACAGAACAAGAAGAUGAACAAGGGUUUGGUGUUAGAUUAUUGGGGCUUUAGUAACACCAGAAGGAAUGUGAUUAUUAAGGCAUCAAGCGACGUCGUUUCACCAUCCAUAUGGGAGAAUUGGAAACCUCCCAAAUCCUCUUCCACUCCUUCCUUCAGCGAUAUUCUAUGGCCUUCUGCAGGGGCAUUUCUAGCGGUGGCCAUAUUGGGAAAACUGGAUCAGUUAUUGACACCAAAGGGACUCUCAAUCACAGUUGCACCAUUAGGAGCAGUUUCCGCACUCUUAUUUGCCUCACCUUCAGCCCCUUCCGCACGGAAGUACAGUAUGUUGAUGGCUCAAAUAGGUUGCGCAGCCAUAGGUGUUUUGGCGUUUACUAUAUUUGGACCUGGAUGGCUUGCCAAGAGUGCUAGUGUUGCAGCUUGUGUUGCCUACAUGAUUUACACCGACUCCGUUCACCCUCCAGCCGUAAGCAUGCCGUUGCUUUUCAUUGACGGUGUCAAGUUGCAACACUUGAGUUUCUGGUAUGUUUUGUAUCCUGGAGCAACUGGAUGCAUUCUGCUCUGUUUCAUUCAAGAGGUGGUUCUAUACAUGAAGAAGAAUUUCAGAUUCUGACAAAUGCUUUGCUUUGCUUUGCACAACCGUGAUAGAUUGCUACAUCUCUCCGUUGGUAGCCAUGGAACGUUGUUCUGCUAUACCUUCCAAAUUCCGAUUUGAGUUAAUCAAGGUCUCUCUGGUGAACAUCCUCCAACUAAAAAUAAAACGUUGUUUUAGAUGUCUCUUCUAAAAGCAAGGCUCGGGUGGAAACUAUGUGGAUGGUUCAAGUUUGCAGCAUGCAAGUUGGUACGUUGUAUAUUUGAAUGAGUUCAUUGUGUACUGUGUAUUGUCUGGUAAUUAUUUGACAGUAAUGCUUUUAAUUUGAAACAUUGCUUAAGAAUGGUUCCUCCUCUGGUAACGAAGUUGUUCAAAAUACUGCAAUGAGAACAUUUGAGUCUCUA
This is a messenger RNA of Lathyrus oleraceus (garden pea), 1287 nucleotides long. RefSeq lists its product as uncharacterized. The coding region runs from base 188 to 904 and encodes 238 amino acids. The transcript has 5 exons. The record is from RefSeq and is a predicted model, not a curated record. Lineage: Eukaryota; Viridiplantae; Streptophyta; Magnoliopsida; Fabales; Fabaceae.